AAUGGUUGUUGCUAUGCAUUAGUUGCAGAGGAACAUGCAUGCAUUUGACUUUUAGCAGUGUAUAGUGAGACUGAAUAGCCGACGACUGUCUACAUUUUCACACCGUCUAUUGUUGCUUUUAUAUUUCUCAACUUUCUUUCUUGUGUUAUUCAGCCGUUUAACCAAAACCACAGUCAGCAAUCUCACAAUACCUGGGAUUGAUGAUGCACGCGGACCAAUAGGAGAGGGGCCACGGCACGCGGAUUGUUAUUUGAUGGGUGAACGUUGGUAGGGGGAUAGGGCCUCCUCCAAUGAGUGUCUGAGUACCGGGUCACAUGUUGUCCCCCCCCCAAACCAUUCCUCCCCAUUCAUCAGGGGUGGACUGUGUUGUCUUUUCAAUUCAUUUAUCUGCAGGAAUGAUUGCGACUAUCAGUCUGAAGCUCACCGCUUGACUGGGGAGGUGAAAGUUUCGCCACAGGAAGAGAAACCGCAAAAUACAAUAUUGUAGCCUCCGUGAUUCGCGUGUGGAUCGGAUGAGAGGUAGAACAGGAAACAUUCCUAUCUUGUUUUAGGUAAAUAGAACAUAUGUGGAUUGGAGUUUGCUCAGCUCAGUAAAUUCCGCUAGAUAUAUUUUUGCAUGCAGAGCAGAGAGAGAGAGAGAGGUAUAGAGGUCAGAAGAAUAUCUGUGCAUGAUUUUUAAUUCCUGCUCUCAGUUGCCUCAUUGAGUUGUAGACUGACGGAAGAUGCUGCUGGACGCAGGACCCCAGUACCCCACCAUAGGAGUCACUACGUUUGGCUCCUCAAGGCAUCACUCAACAGGCGAAGUAACAGAACGAGAAGUGGCUUUGGGGAUAAAUCCAUUCGCAGACGGGAUGGGCGCUUUUAAAAUCAACCACAGCUCCCACGACCUUAGCUCCGGCCAGACGGCGUUCUCCUCCCAGGCUCCCGGCUAUGCUGCUGCCGCUCUGGGUCACCACCACCACCCGACACACGUCAGCUCCUACUCCACGGCAGCAUUCAACUCCACCCGGGACUUUCUCUUCAGAAACCGGGGCUUCGGAGACGCAACCAGCGCGCAGCACAGCCUGUUUGCCUCCGCAGCGGGAAGUUUUGCAGGGCCACAUGGACACUCCGAUGCCACCGGGCACCUGCUCUUCCCCGGACUCCACGAGCAAGCCGCCAGCCAUGCGUCAUCUAAUGUCGUCAACAGCCAGAUGCGCCUUGGCUUUACUGGGGACAUGUACGGCCGGGCUGACCAGUAUGCCCACGUUACGAGCCCCCGCUCCGACCACUACGCCUCCUCCCAGUUGCAUGGCUAUGGCCCUAUGAACAUGAACAUGGCGGCUCACCACGGGGCAGGGGCCUUUUUCCGAUACAUGAGGCAGCCCAUCAAACAAGAGCUCAUCUGUAAGUGGGUCGAGCCCGAACAGUUGUCGAACCCCAAAAAGGCUUGCAACAAAACUUUCAGCACGAUGCACGAGCUCGUGACCCACCUGACAGUGGAGCAUGUGGGGGGACCGGAGCAGUCUAACCAUAUCUGCUUCUGGGAAGAGUGCGUCCGAGAAGGAAAACCGUUCAAAGCCAAAUACAAACUGGUAAAUCAUAUCAGAGUGCACACCGGAGAGAAACCAUUCCCAUGUCCCUUCCCCGGCUGUGGAAAAGUGUUUGCCCGAUCGGAAAAUCUAAAAAUCCACAAAAGAACACACACUGGUGAGAAGCCUUUCAAGUGUGAGUUUGAUGGCUGCGACAGGCGGUUUGCUAACAGCAGCGACCGGAAGAAACACAUGCACGUCCACACUUCUGACAAGCCUUAUCUCUGCAAGAUGUGCGACAAGUCCUACACACAUCCCAGCUCUCUACGGAAACACAUGAAGGUUCACGAGGCUACCACGCAAGGACCUCAACCGUCGCCAGCGGCCAGUUCCGGGUACGAAUCGUCCACGCCGCCCACCAUCGUGUCUCCGUCCACAGAGAACCAUAAUUCCAGUUCCAUAUCACCGGCAGCCUCGACAGUACACCACACGACCAGUCACCACACCACGCUGUCGUCAAAUUUUAAUGAAUGGUACGUGUAAAAUAUUUUCACAAAGCCUGCAGAAAUAGGACUGGAAUCAAAGACUUUGAAAGUCAGCCUAUAACGCGAGGACCGAGAAAAAAAAGGAGGAAGCCAAAAUGGUUGGUUAACGGCUAAAGAGAAAGAGAGAGAGAGUGAUGCAUGGACAAGGUGCAAAGCCAGCUACCAAGUUAACGGCUUUUUUCCUGACUCUUUUUUGAAAGACUGCACACAAGAGAUCUCAAUGCAUGCUAUCUGCGGGUCGUGGCCUGAUUUGGUUUUUGUACAUAAAGAUUCCCAGUUCAAAAAUGUAAUAUUUUAUUUUGUAAAUACUUAUAUAACAGUUUAACGGAUUUGUGCAAAUGUGGUCCCUAGAUAUAUGGAAAAUGAAAUGGUUUUACCAAUAAUAUUGCGAUGACUAGUGUUGAUUGAACAGAAUGUUGUAGUUGAUGUGUACCAAAUGUGAAUUACUAAGUAUAACUACCGUCUCCACUAUAUCGACCUUACCGACUAUUAGUCUAUUAAUGUGCUUUUGUAUUUGGUGAAACAUUUCGUCUACGGUCCAGUUGGAGUAGCACAGUACUUACCAUUGCUGUUAGUUAAUGUCAUGUCGAUAAAUCGUGUAUAGUGAAAGCCUGAAACUCCGUGUCGUCUGUUUAUGUAGGCCUUCGUGAUAAAAUAUAACAACUAUUUGUUCAUUACCUUGAUAAUGUCAAGGAACUAUUACCUACAUGUAAAUAGCUAAAUUUUCCAUAUUUAUCUGCAUGUAAAGGGUUAGAAAUGAUCGGUAUUUAUGGAGAAAUGCGCUAGUAUGUAAAAUUUAGUUUGCAAAAAAAUGUUUGGUUACAUUUCGUACUAUAUUAAAGGAUUAAAA
Oncorhynchus nerka (sockeye salmon) is the source of this 2906-nucleotide messenger RNA. Its product is annotated as zinc finger protein ZIC 1. The record is from RefSeq and is a predicted model, not a curated record. The coding region runs from base 723 to 2054 and encodes 443 amino acids. The transcript is spliced from 3 exons. Gene Ontology annotation, molecular function: DNA-binding transcription factor activity, RNA polymerase II-specific; RNA polymerase II cis-regulatory region sequence-specific DNA binding. Lineage: Eukaryota; Metazoa; Chordata; Actinopteri; Salmoniformes; Salmonidae. Gene Ontology annotation, biological process: regulation of transcription by RNA polymerase II. Gene Ontology annotation, cellular component: nucleus.